ACGUGCGCCGGUCAUGUGACGGGGCAAGAUGGCGGCUUAUCUUCAAUGGAGACGCUUCGUGUUUUUCGACAAGGAGCUGCUGAAGGAGCCGGUGUCGGCGCCGCCGGUCCCGGAGCGGGAGUUCCGCUGCCCGGGGGACGCGGCCUUCAGCGUCUGCACGAGUGGCCGAGGCAGCCUGGUGCUGGGAGAUAUCGAAGGGAAUAUUUGGUUCCUGACACGGACUUUGCAAUUCAGUUCCUUCCAGGCUUAUAAACUCCGAGUUACACAUUUGUUUCAACUUAAACAGCACAGUAUUCUUGUGUCCGUGGGAGAGGAUGAACCAGGAAUUAACCCUCUGGUGAAGGUCUGGAAUCUGGAGAAGCGAGAUGGCAGUGGAAAUCCUCUGUGCACCAGGAUCUUUUCCGCUAUUCCAGGAAAUAAGCCCACAGAAGUCUCAUGUCUCAUUGUCCAUGAAAACCUCAACCACAUGGCAUUUGGAUUCACCGAUGGUAGUGUUGUCCUGAAAAAAGGAGACAUCACCCGUGACAGGCACAGCAAGACUGACGUUAUAGCAGAAGGAACUUAUCCCAUCACUGGCCUGGGGUUCCAACAGUCUGGUAAACAGACCCAUCUGUUUGUGGUUACUACAGAAAAUGUAAAGUCGUACAAUGUAUCAGUGAAAGAUUUUCCUGCGAUGGAGCUGGAUAACCAUGGCUGCAGCCUGCACUGUUCUGCCCUGUGCGACCCUUCACAGGACAACCAGCUGAUAGUUGCCGGGGACGACUGCGUGUAUCUCUACCAGCCUGAUGAGCGUGGGCCUUGCUUUGCCUUUGAGGGGCAGAAGCAGAUUGUUCACUGGUAUCGUGGCUAUCUCAUCAUUGUCUCAAAGGACAAGAAAUCUUCAAAGACAGAUUUUGUUUCUGGUAAUGGCCAGUCUUCAGAGAAGCAGAUACUGACCAUCUACGACCUGGACAAUAAGUUCAUUGCGUACACUGCAGCAUUCGAUGACAUUGUCGACGUACUGGCAGAGUGGGGCUCCCUCUAUGUGCUGUCUAGUGAUCGGAAGAUUAGUAUCCUGCAGGAAAAGGACACACAGACAAAGCUGGAGAUGUUGUUUAAGAAGAAUCUGUUUGUUAUGGCAAUCAACCUGGCAAAGAGCCAACAUUUGGAUAACGAUGGAUUGGCAGAGAUCUUUCGACAGUACGGUGACCACCUGUACGUCAAAGGGGAUCAUGAUGGGGCCAUCCAGCAGUACAUCCGGACUAUAGGGAAGUUGGAGCCAUCCUAUGUGAUACGGAAGUUUUUGGAUGCACAGCGAAUCCACAAUCUAACGGCGUAUCUGCAAGCCUUGCACCGGCAGUCACUGGCCAAUGAGGACCACACAACUCUUCUCCUUAACUGUUACACCAAGCUGAAGGAUAGUUCCAAACUUGAGGAGUUCAUUAAGACCAGUGAGAGUGAGGUGCAUUUUGACAUUGAAACCGCCAUCAAAGUCCUGCGUCAAGCUGGUUACUUCAAUCAUGCCGUCUAUCUCGCCGAUAAGCACUCCCAUCAUGAGUGGUACCUCAAAAUCCAGCUGGAGGAUAUCAAGAACUACCAACAAGCCCUCCAUUACAUUGGAAAACUGCCCUUUGACCAAGCAGAAAGGAACAUGAAGAAGUAUGGGAAAACACUGAUGCAUCACGUUCCAAAUGAGACCACCGAGCUGUUGAAGAUUCUCUGCACGGACUACCGACCAAGCAAUGAGCCCCUGCCAGAGAGAGAACCUGGCAGCAGAUAUGAGAAUAAGGCAAAUUCGGAGGAGUUUAUUCCAAUUUUUGCCAACAACUCUCGUGAGCUGAAGUUGUUUCUGGAGCACAUGAUCCAGGUGCAGGACAACUCUCCACAGGGAGUGUACGACACAUUGCUUGAACUCAGGUUGCAAGACUGGGCCCAUGAGGAGAACGUCAAGGCAAAGAAACAACUGCAGGAAGAUGCGAUGAGCCUGUUGAAGAGUGGAUUAUUUAAAACCGUUUUUGACAAGGCUCUGGUACUGUGUCAGAUGCACAAUUUCAAAGAUGGUGUGCUGUACCUUUAUGAACAAGGGCGACUGUACCAGCAGAUCAUGCACUACCACAUGCAGAGUAAUGAGUACGCCAAGGUGAUUGAGACUUGUGAGCGGUAUGGUGAGCAGGAAGCCUGCCUGUGGGAACAAGCGCUUGGCUAUUUUGCUCGAAAGGAGGAGGAUUGUAAAGAAUACAUCAUGAGCGUGCUGAGACACAUCGACAGGAACAACCUCAUGCCCCCUUUGCUGGUUGUGCAGACACUGGCUCAUAACUCCACAGCCACGCUCUCGGUCAUUAAGGAUUACCUCGUUAACAAACUGCAGCAAGAGAGUGACCAUAUCGCAGAGGACGAGCGAAGGAUCAAACAGUACCGAGAGGAAACCAAGAAGAUCCGAGAGGAGAUUGACGAUCUCGAGACCAGUGCCAAAACUUUCCAGAAAUCCAAGUGCAGCAUGUGCAACAGUCCCCUGGAACUCCCCUCUGUCCACUUCCUGUGUGGCCAUUCUUUCCACCAGCAUUGCUUUGAGAGUUACGCAGAACAUGACACAGAGUGCCCGACCUGCAUGCCAGAAAACCAUAAAGUCAUGGACAUGAUUCGAUCCCAAGAGCAGAAACAGGAUCUUCAUGACAAGUUCCAGCACCAGUUGAAGUGUGCAAAGGAUGGAUUCUCGGUCAUCGCCGACUAUUUUGGCCGUGGAGUCUUCAAUAAGCUGACGCUAAUCACAGACCCGUUUCCAGGGAGAGCUGCCACUGCAAACAUUGAUGCUGGACUGCAGAGAGACUUGUUGAUGCACUCCAAGGGCACGGCUUAGAUGGACCCGAAGACCGAUCAUCAAAUUAUUUUGUUUGCAUCCAACUUCUGCUGUUAUAUUAAAGUUGCAAUAAGUUGACUCCAUGACAAGCGGGUGCAGAGAUGAGAUGGACUUGCAGAGAGUUCGUGCCGGUUCCGUGCAUGUUGAUAGUUUUGGUGCGAUUGCUGUGGCAGUAUCCAGAGGGACUGGAGCGUGAGAUUCCUGAGGUUAACCUGUAUCCUUGCUGGUUUAGGCAGUGAAAUUUCCAGCCAUGUCACUGCUUUACUCUUCUAACCACAAUGGGAUGGAGGUAGCAAGAGCAGCUUUUCCUUUGGCUCACCUGAGAUGAACAGAGAUUCAUUAACUUGGGCUCUGACAGAUGUUGAGCCACAGAGUGGGAUCCGACAGUGGAUAGUGGGCAUGUAAAUAACCAAGCAGAAGUGCCUGCAAUUUGACUCGGGAGAGAGUAAUUCUGCUCUGCCUUGCAUCUUCAGAAAUUCAUUGAGCCUCCUUACUUGCACUGCUUAUAUCAUAUAGUUCAGGACCGAGUAAAGUACAAUUACAAAGUAGUUGCUCAACUACUGCGGCUUAACUAAGACUGUUUCCUCAUUGUAGCAUCCAUCGAGCCUUGAGUUUGACUUUUCUAAAUAUUAGCUCCAGUUUUGGGAUGUGCUGCCAGGCCCAGAAGCCGAUGUUGAAAUAGCAGGCUACUGAUCUCAGCGAUGUGGUUUACAUGUGUUCUCUUCUGCAUUUGUCUUCUGGAGUAGCACAUGUACAAAAUGGUCAACAGCAAAAUGCUGUUUGUUCUGUGUGUAACAGUACCAUACCUCACUGAGCUCAGCAGUCAAUAAACAUUGUCACACAAGUUACAUUUACCAUCAUGUUCCUAGUUGUAAUGUAUCGUUUCCUCUAGUUGUAUAGUGUUUUGUUCUUCUCAGUAAACAAAUGAUAAAUAUAAAGAUUAUUAUUACUAAAAAUA
Amblyraja radiata (thorny skate) is the source of this 3794-nucleotide messenger RNA. RefSeq names its product VPS11 core subunit of CORVET and HOPS complexes (gene vps11). The record is from RefSeq and is a predicted model, not a curated record. NCBI's taxonomy places the organism in Eukaryota, Metazoa, Chordata, Chondrichthyes, Rajiformes, Rajidae. Gene Ontology annotation, molecular function: protein binding; protein-macromolecule adaptor activity. Bases 29 to 2836 code for a protein of 935 amino acids. The transcript is spliced from 16 exons. Gene Ontology annotation, biological process: vesicle-mediated transport; vacuole organization; endosome organization. Gene Ontology annotation, cellular component: endosome; HOPS complex.